Trichoderma harzianum CBS 226.95 is the source of this 6531-nucleotide messenger RNA. RefSeq lists its product as hypothetical. The record is from RefSeq and is a predicted model, not a curated record. Gene Ontology annotation, biological process: fatty acid biosynthetic process; secondary metabolite biosynthetic process. Gene Ontology annotation, molecular function: fatty acid synthase activity; 3-oxoacyl-[acyl-carrier-protein] synthase activity. The transcript is spliced from 2 exons. Bases 1 to 6531 code for a protein of 2176 amino acids. Lineage: Eukaryota; Fungi; Ascomycota; Sordariomycetes; Hypocreales; Hypocreaceae.
AUGUCUGGCAAGGACAUGAUGAGAAGUUCAGAUCAAACUCCAGGAAGCCUUGGAACAAACAAACAAACACAAACCACAAUGUCUAAACCCGAGCCCAUCGCCAUUAUCGGUACGGCCUGCCGCUUUGCUGGCCCGGCCACUUCACCUUCUAAGCUCUGGGACCUACUCAAGUCACCACAGAACAAUGACUUGCGGCGUCCUGUUGACGACCGCUUCAGCACCAAAGGCUUCCAUCAUCGUGAUGGCACUUAUCAUGGACACACCAACGCCACACAAGCGUAUCUCCUUGAUUCGGAUCCGGCUUACUUCGACGCCGAUUUCUUCAGUGUCAAGCCCGUCGAGGCCCGGGCUCUUGACCCACAGCAGCGGCUGCUCCUUGAAGUAGUCUAUGAGUCGCUCGAGGCAGCCGGUCUGCCGAUGCGGGACCUCCGUGGCAGUGACACCGGCGUUUUCGUCGGAGCUAUGGUGGACGACUAUGCCGCCAUGCUGUUGAGAGACCUUGAUGACACACCUACCUAUGCUGCCACCGGUACUGCUCGUAGUAUCCUGGCCAACCGUAUUUCAUACGCCUUCGACUGGCACGGCCCGUCCGUCUCACUUGACACGGCCUGCUCGUCCAGUCUGGUAGCCGUCCAUAUGGCUGUGCAGACACUGCGAGCUGGAGACAGCCGUGUGGCCCUCGCGUGUGGUAGCAAUAUCAUCCUUGGACCCGAGAACUUCGUUACUGAGAGUAAAUUGUCUAUGCUUUCCCCUGACGGCCAGAGCCGUAUGUGGGAUGCUGCCGCCAACGGCUAUGCUCGCGGUGAUGGUGUAGCUGCCGUGGUGCUCAAGACGCUGAGCGCUGCCCUCGCCGAUGGCGACCAUAUCGAAUGUAUUAUUCGUGAGACUGGCCUGAACCAGGACGGUGCUACCCCUGGUAUCACCAUGCCCAGCUCGUCCGCCCAGGAGGCUCUGAUUCGACAGACUUAUGCCAAGGCUGGCCUUGACAUUGCAAACAACCCAGAAGAUCGCUGCCAGUACUUUGAAGCCCACGGAACUGGCACACCAGCCGGUGACCCCGUCGAGGCCAAGGCCAUUCACGAUGUCUUCAGCUCUCUCCAGACGCCGGAAACUCCCCUAUAUACCGGUUCAAUAAAGACUGUUUUGGGCCACACUGAGGGUACUGCCGGAUUGGCGGCUGUCAUUAAGGCAUCUCUCGCAAUCCAGCACGGCAGCAUCCCACCCAACCUUUUGUUUAACAAACUCAGCGACCGAGUUGCCCCCUUUUACAAGAACCUUGAGAUCGCGACCGUCGCCAAGCCGUGGCCCAAGUGCUCCGUGAGGCGAGCUAGCUGCAACAGCUUCGGAUUUGGUGGUGCCAAUGCACACGCCAUCUUGGAGUCUUACCAAGAGGAAGCAGACUCAGCAGCAUCAGUAGAGGGUACACAAUCUCUCUUCACCCCCUUCGUUUUCUCAGCAUCGUCUGAGGCUUCUCUCCGAGCAAACCUCGAUCAAUAUCGCGAGUUCCUUGCCACCGAAAACGCCAAAGCCCUCAACAUUGGUGAUCUCGCCUGGACACUGCGUCAGCGUCGGUCUACCCUCACCUGGCGAGCUUCAGUCACGAUCCCAUCCCCGCCAACCGUCGAGGCGCUGCUCAGCGCACUUGAGGAUGCUCCAACUGUAGUCAAGGCUCUUCCUGUAGCGGCGAACAAAGUCCUGGGAGUCUUCACUGGUCAGGGUGCUCAGUGGCCGCGUAUGGGCGCUGGACUUAUCCAACAGUCCAAGGCGGCGCGCGAUUUCAUUCAGGAGCUCGACCAGCAUCUCUCCACUCUCGGUAGCGAUGCUCCAGAUUGGUCUCUCGAGAAAGAGCUGCUUUCCGAGGCUUCUUCCUCUCGUGUUCACGAGGCUGCGUUCUCACAGCCUCUCUGCACGGCAGUCCAGCUGCUGGUCGUCCAUCUGCUGCGCAAUACCGGCGUCCGCUUCUCUGCCGUUGUAGGUCACAGUUCAGGAGAAAUCGCCGCCGCCCACGCCGCGGGUUUCCUCUCCGCCCGUGAUGCUAUCUGCAUCGCAUACUACCGUGGUCUUCACCUUGCCCGACUCAAUGAAGUUCAAAGCGCUUCUAAGCAACAGGGUGCCAUGCUGGCAGUCGGCACAUCUCCUGAAGACGCUGCCGAGCUGGUCUCCGAUGACAUGUUCAAGGGCCGUAUCAUCGUGGCUGCCGUCAACUCGGCCACCAGUGUUACUAUUUCGGGUGACUUGGAGGCCAUCAAGGAGCUGGAGGUUAUUCUGCAAGACGAGGGCACCUUCAACCGCCGCCUCAAGGUGGACAAGGCAUACCACUCACACCACAUGCUCCCGUUGUUUGAGCCGUAUGUGGCCUCACUCCAGAAAUGCGGUAUCUCGCCUCUUGCUGGCGAGUCGGACUGCACUUGGUUCUCCAGCGUCCACAGCAAGCCUGUGGCCGUCAACGGCGCCGCCGCUGUGAACCUCAGUGACAAGUACUGGGCCGAGAACCUCGUCCAGCCCGUCCAGUUCUUGCAAGCCCUCACUCUCGCUUCGGAAGCCAAGCUGUGCGAUGUCCUCGUCGAAGUCGGCCCUCACGCUGCCCUCAAAGGUCCCACCACUCACACCAUUGGAAAUGCGCCCCAUCAUGGAUCUCUCGCGCGUGGAUCCGGCGAUGUCGAGUCUUUGUCCUCCCUUGUGGGUUUCCUCUGGUCGUAUUUGCCUCCUGGAACCAUCAACAUCGACGCUUACGAGCGGGCCAUCACCGGCCGGCAAGAGAAACGGUUCAAGCUCGUCAAGAACCUCCCUUCAUACAGCUGGAACCACAACACGCGCUUCUGGCACGAGUCUCGAGUCUCUAAGAAGCUGCGGACGAGACCUGAGAAUGUCCACCCACUGCUCGGCCACGCAGCACCGCACAGCAGCCCUCACGACAUGAGCUGGAAUCACCGCAUCCGAGUCUCUGAGCUGGAUUGGCUGGAGGGACAUCGUGUCCAGGACCAAAUCAUUCUUCCAGCUGCAGGCUAUGUGUGCACAGCCAUUGAAGCAGCCCGCCAGGCCGCUGGUGAAGCAUCGAUCCGACUCAUCGAUGUAUAUGACUUCGUCAUCCACCAGGCUGUCGCUUUCGAUCAAGAGGAUGACGCACGCGGUGGCAUCGAAAUCCUCGUCAGUCUCUCCGAUAUUGAGCGAACCAAAGAUCACAUCCGAGCAAGAUUCGUCUACUCGAUUGCUCGACCGCAGCGCGACGACAACCUCCAACUGGCCGCGAGCGCCACUGUCGACGUUCUGCUUGGAGAGCCGGACAAGGCCCUGCUCCCUGCGAAGAAAAACCCCUUGUCUCACGCCAUCGAGGUUGAUCCCGAACCUUUCUAUUCCGCGCUGCUGGACCUUGGAUAUGGCUUCUCAGGCCGUUUCCAGUCGCUAUCAGAACUGCGCAGGAAGAACCGUCGCUCGGGCUGCCAAAUGCGUCGGGAGCGUCAAGAGGACGAGGCCGGCCUACUGAUCCAUCCUAUUGAGCUCGACGCCGCGCUGCAGUCAGUCAUGCUGGCACACAGCUACCCAUACGAUCAGGAGCUGACUAUCAUGCAUCUGCCCACCACAAUUAGACAUGUUAGACUCAACCCGGCCUGCUGGGGAGCUGAUGGCGGUAACGUGUUCCCCAUUGAAUCACAACUCACCAAGGCCAACGCAUCGGGAAUCACUGGCCAGAGUGCGAUCUACAGCGCCUCAACCCCUUCUCAUGCUGCCGUUCAGCUUCAAGAUGCGACAUUCCUUCCUCUCGGUGCUGCUCGUAUUGAGGAACGCAAAGUCUUCUCCAAGGUAGACUGGAUCCCCUCCCUUCCCGAUGGUAUCGCAGCCGCCACCCUAGCCACCGAGUCCGACUCGCGUUUCAUCAGGCUCCUCGAGCGUAUCUCCAUCUACUACCUCAGGCAGUUCGACCGCGAUGUCAGUGCCGAUUCCCCCAAGCGCCGUGAGGCUCCGGAGAGUUGGUACUUGAACUUUGCGAAGCACGUCGUCAGCGUCGUCGACGCUGGACAGCACAAAUGGGCCGAGGACAGCUGGAAGAAUGACACCCGAGCCGACCUCGACGCCGCGGCCAAAGAGGCAGGGCUUGAGGACACGCCUGAUGUGCAAAUCAUGCACCUCGUGGGAACGCAGAUGCCGCGCGUGUUUGCCGGAGAGACAACAAUGAUCGAGCAGUUCCGUGCCGAUGGCUCCGAUAUCCUGGACCGCUACUACGCCGGCGGUUUCGGUUUCCGUGAGACAGCCGAUUGGGUUGGCCAGGCAGUCAAGCAGCUUGUCGAUCGCUACCCUCACUUGAAUAUGCUCGAGAUCGGAGCAGGUACAGGUUCGGCCACGAAGGCAGUGUUUGGCAGGAUCAACAAGUCCUUCAAGUCGUACACUUACACCGAUCUGUCGCCAUCCUUCUUCGAAAGGGCCGGAAACACCUUCAGCACCCAGAAGGACCGCAUGAUCUUCAAGACGCUCGACAUUGGACGUGAUCCCGCCGCUCAAGGCUUCGCCACAGGCACUUACGACCUCGUCGUCGCUUACCUCGUCCUUCACGCCACGCCUGAUCUCGAGGUCUGCAUUGCCAACGCACGCAAACUCCUCCGUCCUGGUGGUUUCCUGGUCGUGGGUGAGGGUCUGGACGCAUGGGAUGGUAUUGCCAGUGGUGGCUUCAUCUUUGGCCCCUUGGACGGAUGGUGGCUCGGCGCCGGUACGCAUGAGAACCGCACUCUGUCGCCGCACGUCACGGCCGCUGAGUGGGAUCGCAUUCUGCGCAAGACGGGCUUCUCUGGCAUUGACGCACGCACACCCGUCGAAUUCGAGGGCAUCUUCAGUAAGGUCGGCUUUGUCGCGCAGGCUGUCGACGACACAGUCCGCUUCCUCCGACAGCCCAUCGAGGCCCCUCGACAGCAAGAUGUCGUGGACAAGUUGGUUCUCGUCGGUGGUAAGACUCCACGCACUGAGAAGCUCAUCAAAGGCCUCAGCGACAUUUUCACCUCGCGCAAGCUCGCACGCCAAGUGCACCACUUUACCUCCUUGCAAACCGUUGAUCACAGCAUCGCAGAUGCUUCUUCCACGGUUCUCAGUCUAAGUGAGCUCGAUAUGCCCGUCUUCGAGGACAUCACCCUUCGCAACGACACCGAGGCUUUCGAGGGAGUGCGGCGCAUGUUCGGCGCGGGCAAGACGCUCCUUUGGGUCACAAACGGAAGAGUUGAAUCAACCCCCUUUUCGAACAUGACAGUCGGCUUCGGGCGUGUGGCGGAGAACGAGACGCCUGACCUGUUCUUGCAGCAGCUAGACGUAAUUGAUCCCGACAGCGUCCAGCCUGAGGUCCUAGCCGAGGCGCUGUUGCGUUUGCAUCACUUUGCAGCUGAGAAGAACAGUGGCAGAGACACUGGCGGCACCGUUUGGAGCUCCGAGCCCGAGGUCAUCAUCGAGCAGAAUGGCCGUCAGCUUCUCGCGAGAAUCAGGCCCAUUUCCGAGGUCAAUGACAGAUACAUGUCAGCGCGUCGGACUAUUACACGCCCAAGAGAUCUUAGCAAGCAGUCUACGGCUGUUGUGCUGGAGUCCACGGCUUCUGCUGGUCAGGAGACUGGGCCUACUGUUGCCCUUCGGGAGUUCCCAGGCCAGAACCCCUUCAUCGAGAGCCUCAGCGACGCAGGAACAGCCGUUUCAGAAACCUCCAUCGAGCUACAGACCGUCCUUUCCACGUCGUCUGCUAUCCGAUGCGGUGCGCUGGGCUACAUGUUCGUGGUGCUCGGAGCACAAGCCGAUGGGAAGCGAUACCUCGUUCUCAGCAGCUCUCUCGCUCCUCGUCUGAGAGUGCCUGUCUCGUCGGCAGCGGCUGUUCCUGACAAUGGAGAUGAUCACACUACGCUGGCAGCUCUCUCGGCGCAUCUGAUUGCCACGGAAAUUCUCCGCCCCCUGACGGGACUCAAGGCAGUUCUGGUCGCUCACAACCCGCCACCUCUUGUGUCAGUAGCACUUCGCAUCCAGUCCGAGAUUCAGGGCAUACAGGUCGUGUUCACAACGGAUUCUGCUGACGGUGACAAUUCUUGGAUCCGCUUGCCUCCAUUUGCAACACAAUCUGAUAUGGGCGAAUUGCUGCAGCAACUCCCUGCCAUUCCGUCUGCCUUUGUUGGCUUCUCCAGCCAAGAUGGCCUUGACGGCGAGGCGACCUUGGUCAGCGCCCUGCAGAGCCAGAACCGCUCCCUAGUAAUUUUGAGCACUGAUGCUCUGAGCUCGAGUGUUGGCACAGCGAACCGGGCUGUCUCUCCUGCUGCCCUGGGAACUCUGCUGAGCAAGGCACUCGCCGAUGUAAAGGCCUCAGCUCAGACUGGCUACCCUGCCCCGAUUACCGAGCGUCUUGAAGACCUCGUCGAGGGAACCGCUCGUCUUCAGGAAGACCUACUGGGUUGUCGGUAUGUCCCGUGCCUUGGGUCUCGCUCUCGCCGACUGGAUGAUCGAUGCGGGUGUCAAGACACUGGUCAUGACAAGUCGAACGCCCGAUAUCUCUGCAGACUGGCUGGCGAUGCAUGA